Molecule: messenger RNA, 1131 nt
Organism: Penicillium malachiteum
Lineage: Eukaryota; Fungi; Ascomycota; Eurotiomycetes; Eurotiales; Aspergillaceae
Product: peroxisomal membrane protein PEX16
Exons: 5
Coding region: 1-1131 (376 amino acids)
Biological process (GO): peroxisome organization
Cellular component (GO): peroxisomal membrane
Source: RefSeq, a predicted model, not a curated record
AUGGAGACAGUCCGGAACAUCCAGAAUCCAAUAUCGCCCGCGAUGCUCCAGCCGUCUAAAUGGUUGUCUCUUUACGAAGACUUUGUGACCAAGAAUGCCAGCUCCGUUGGACAAGUCGAGUCCGCCCUGAGAUCAUUGACCUACAUCAUCCCUGGUCGCUAUCGUGAAUCAGAAGUCGCUUCAGAAUGUGUGCACUCCGGAGUACAGCUUUUAUCACUCUACCAUGAUUCCCUGGUUUCCAAAGUCAUCUCCAGACUCCCAUCUAAUAUCCCUCGACCGCCGCCGACUCCCCAUACUCGAUAUACCAAAUACUGGACUGAGCGGUCCUCGCUAUACCGGCGCGUGGCUGUCGCGCUUCAGAUGCUUCAAUACACAGAGCUCCUCUGGGAGAUGUCAGCACGGCGCCGAGGACAAAAGACCCGUUGGCGCAUCGUUGUUUUCAUCGAGUUUGCGAAGGCAGUCUGUCGUCUGCUUCUUAUGCGGUUAACUAAUUCCCGCCCGCUGCGAGAGGUCGAUCCACGGACAACAGAAGAAGAAGAUAAGGGCGACUGGAAUGGCAUGGAAACGCCUACUAGUGAACGCUCAUCUGAUAUAAGCUGGACGAUGCCUCGUACGGGAUUAUCUCUUCCAUCUCUUCCAGAUGUGAAUGACGUGUCCAACUACCUUAUCUCGAAGGUCCUCACUGCAGAUGAUAUUAAGCCUCCCAAGACCCUACUGCACCGCGUCAGUGGUCAGGGUCAAUUGGCGGAGGUUCUCUACAUUCUCAGACCUGUUGUUUAUGCUAUGGCGAUGCAGCGGUGGAGCGGAGAUAAGCGCAGUUGGCGACCUUGGCUAAUUGGCUUUGGCAUGGAGUAUGGCUGUCGCCAACUCGCCAAGCGCGAUUUCCGGGAGCGUGUUGCUGGUGGACUCCGUGGUCUUACGGGUCUUGAGCGUGAGGAGUUGAGGAAGCGGGGAUGGUCGAUGGGCUGGUGGUUGAUGCGGGGCGCUUUCUAUGAGAAUAUCACCAAGUCAUGGCUGCACAGUCUAACAAAUAAGAUGAAGGGCAAGCCAUUGCUUGACUUGGUUGGUAGUGUAGUUGAAGACUACGAAUACCUGUGGGACAACUACUACUACUCGACCGCUACAUUAUGA